Messenger RNA from Strigops habroptila (Kakapo), 1182 nucleotides. It is a transcript of the gene RMDN3, whose product is annotated as regulator of microtubule dynamics 3. The transcript is spliced from 8 exons. The record is from RefSeq and is a predicted model, not a curated record. Lineage: Eukaryota; Metazoa; Chordata; Aves; Psittaciformes; Psittacidae. Gene Ontology annotation, molecular function: microtubule binding. Gene Ontology annotation, cellular component: spindle microtubule; mitotic spindle pole; cytoplasm. Bases 15 to 1148 code for a protein of 377 amino acids.
AGGGCAGGGCGGCCAUGGCGCAACCCGGUCCCGCUCCCGGUGCGGGCCGUGUGGCGCUGGCGCUGGCGCUGGGCGCGGCGGGCGCCGGGCUCGGGCUGCUCUACGUGCUGCGGCCCUGGCGGCGGCGCGCCGGGCGGGCCUUGCGCAGGGGCAGCGCCCGCGAGGAGCCGGCGGCGGCCGUGGCGGUGUCAUCCGGGCGGCGGAGCCACGUCAUGCCCAGAGUGCUGCCUCCUGUGGAGGCUGGUGAUGGUGCUGUGUACACUCCUCUCCCACUCCACGACGAGCUGGUGGAUGUGCUGGAGCAGCUUGACUUCGUGGUGAAGAACCUUUCAGAGCUGAGGAAAGAAGUGGAGGAGCUACGGAACAGCCUGCAGAACCUAGCUGCAGAAAUUGUCUGUGAAGUCAGGUCCCACCUGGAAGAAACCCAGAAGGUAUCUCGCCGGAGGCGCUUUCCCUUUCCCAGAGAAAGAAGUGAUUCCACGUGCUCCAGUUCCAUUUAUUUCACAGCCAGCUCAGGAGCAGCCAACACGGAUGAUGGGGAAAGCGAAGGAGGGUACAGCACAGCCAACGCCGAGUCCGACUAUGACCGGGAGUCCGAGAAAGACAGCGAGGAAGGGGAAGAUGAAGUGAGCUGUGAAACAGUGAGAACUGCACGACGAGAUUCCCUGGAUCUUGUCAACGAGGAUGAAACCCAUUUAGUCCUGGAUUCCUUACUGGAGGAAGGGCUGGAGCAGCUACUGCAGCAGGCUGACCGCUUGCACAGUGGAGAUGAGCAGGAGAAGAGAGAGGGAUUCCAGCUGCUGCUCAACAAUAAGCUGGCGUAUGCAGAGCAGAAGGACUUCCUCUGGCGCCUGGCCCGGGCACACAGUGACAUGUGUGAACUCACAGACGACGCAGAUGAGAAGAGAUCCUACGCAGCUGAUGGGAAAGAAGAGCUGGAAAUUGCCUUACAGAAAUGGGACCAAAGUGCUGAGUGCCACCAGUGGUACGCUAUUCUUUGUGGGCAGCUGUCAGAACAUGAGAGCAUCCAGAAGCGCAUUCAAACAGGGUAUGUGUUUAAGGAACACAUCGAUAAAGCGAUUGAACUGAAACCAGAGGAUCCACAGUCUUACUAUCUUCUGGGGAGAUGGUGUUACCAGGUAAAAUAGUUCAUUACUACUUACUGCUGUAUCCUUCCUCCUU